This is a messenger RNA of Paramormyrops kingsleyae, 1349 nucleotides long. Its product is annotated as ubiquitin thioesterase OTUB2. The record is from RefSeq and is a predicted model, not a curated record. Gene Ontology annotation, biological process: negative regulation of double-strand break repair; protein K48-linked deubiquitination. NCBI's taxonomy places the organism in Eukaryota, Metazoa, Chordata, Actinopteri, Osteoglossiformes, Mormyridae. Gene Ontology annotation, cellular component: nucleus. Gene Ontology annotation, molecular function: ubiquitin binding; cysteine-type deubiquitinase activity.
CCUGCCAAUAUGCCUGUUUAAUAAGCUGUCGGUGUAAUAAAAUGUCUGAGCGAUUUCGUGUUAAUGUUAUCGUAAGAAUUACUGUUAUUUCGUUACUUAAAAAAAAUCAAUCAUUUCUGAGAUCUUGGUUACGGUCGUUAUUCAGCGGUGGUUAGUUUCAUUCUUAGGCGGACCAUGGCGUCUCGCGACCGAAGACUUUUAAGUUAGCCUGCAAAAAAACUUAGUUAUCGAUUUACUAAAAUAUAGUGGUUAUCCGUAUUUGUGUCUUGAAAUGUUACUGGCAUUAUUGCAGACAACCCACUGCACAAUCGUUAACCAGCUACGAAGAAAUGUGGUAAAUGGAAGAGAAGUAUAUUUUUGAACAACAGGAAAUCUCUACAGCACUACCGGACAAUCCUGAAGAUAGAAAAUAUCAGGAACUCUAUACCCAAUACGCAUUAAUAAGAAGAAUCAGGGGAGAUGGCAACUGUUUCUACCGAGCCGUUGCAUUUGGGUGUCUGGAGUCGUUUAGAAACACAGAGGGCAUGCAGAUGUUCAGAGAUACCGUACUGCGGAGCAGUAAAGUGCUUACAAUCUCUGGUAUUUCGGAGGACCGUUUCAGAGCCUUGUUUAGCACAUUUGUUAACGUCGUGGAGCGCAGUGAAGCAGACGCGCAUGGCAACACUCUGUUAGAAAUGUUCAACGAGCAGACGACCUCAGACAGCGUGGUCCAGUACCUACGGUUCCUCACCUCCGCCCACCUGCAGAAUCACAGCGAGCGCUUCCAGCACUUUGUAGAAGCACCCAACCUGAAAGCGUACUGCACCCAGGAGGUGGAGACCAUGGCGAUGGAAUGUGACCACGUGGAGAUCCUUGCCCUGUCAGAAGCCUUGGGUGUGACCAUCAGGAUUGUUUCUGUCGAGGGGGGCAGCGGAAGCCUCGUUUUCCAUACCAUUCCAGAAGAAGUGGAAGCCACUCUGCAUCUUCUCUACAAGAACUCCCACUAUGAUUUGCUAUACCCAGUUUCUCCUCAUUAACAUUGCCUGGACGGUCACAUUUUGCCUAAGGACCCAUUUGUGUUAAAUAAAACUGUCUUGCUAACGUAAAAGGAAAACACUGGGUGCACUAAGACCUGCGUAAUAUAUGGAAAUUUCAUGAGACAGUUUUCAACACCGUCGGGGAAAAUAUGUCCCGUGAUCACAGCCGUUUGUGUAACGAGCUAUUUCAGACUUGGACCUCGGUGUUGAAAUUCACAACUAUGUGCAAAUUCAAAGUAAAUGACUUGUUGGAAAGAUCAAUUCUUUUUAUAGAACAGUAUUACAAAUGCUUUAUAAAGCAUCUGUCCAAAUUAAAGUUUUUAAAAAGGUAAA